Messenger RNA from Ctenocephalides felis (cat flea), 874 nucleotides. Its product is annotated as transcription initiation factor TFIID subunit 9-like. The coding region runs from base 116 to 850 and encodes 244 amino acids. The record is from RefSeq and is a predicted model, not a curated record. Lineage: Eukaryota; Metazoa; Arthropoda; Insecta; Siphonaptera; Pulicidae. Gene Ontology annotation, molecular function: RNA polymerase II general transcription initiation factor activity; protein heterodimerization activity; transcription coactivator activity. Gene Ontology annotation, biological process: RNA polymerase II preinitiation complex assembly; DNA-templated transcription initiation. The transcript is spliced from 5 exons. Gene Ontology annotation, cellular component: transcription factor TFIID complex; SAGA complex.
UAAAUGCAAGGUUUAAAAUUCUGAAGCGCUUAAUUUAUUUCGAGUCAGUGUUGUUUUGUUUAUUAAUAUAAAUAUAUUAUGUAUAUACAUAAAUAGUGCUCGAAAAACAAUAAUAAUGACUGAUAAAAGUGAUCGGGAAAAAUCCGAUAAAGUUAAUAUAAGCAAUCAGGUUAAACAUGUACCUAAAGACGCCCAAGUUGUUGUUGCUAUUUUAAAAGAUAUGGGAAUAUCAGAAUACGAGCCUCGAGUUAUUAAUCAAUUGUUGGAAUUUACCUAUCGAUACGUCACAUGCAUUUUGGAUGAUGCUAGAGUAUAUGCAAAUCAUUCUAAUCAUCAGAACAAAAAAAGUAUUGAUCUUAAAGACGAAAAGCUAGCAGUACAAAUGAUUGCGGAAAGAGCUUUUACAACACCACUACCCCGAGAGACACUUAUAGAGAUGGCAAGAUCAAAAAAUAGUACUCCUCUACCACUUGUGAAGCCUCAUUGCGGUCUUCGAUUGCCUCCAGAUCGAUAUUGUCUUUCUUCUUGCAAUUUUAAAUUGCGUACAAAUGUACUAAACACAAAAAAAGCCAAGUCUGAAGCACGUAACAUAAAUAAAGGUGCAUCUAAGAAUUCAAACUUACUUCAUGCUUCAAUAAAGAGGCAGCCUGGCCAAACAACUCUGCCAACUACGACCAAAAUGCAGACUGUCUCUGUUCCAAAGCCAGUAUUCAAGUUCAGUGCAAAUCAACCUCAGCAACCUAAAAAUAAACAGCCGAUUAAAGUUGAAGUAAGCUCAGAAAAUAUGAAUCCAGGCCAAGUUAAUACAGCCAAAAGAAAAAGAGAAGAUGAAACUGAUAUUGUCAUAUGAUUAUAAUUUAUAUUGUUUAUGGAA